This is a messenger RNA of Callorhinus ursinus (northern fur seal), 1392 nucleotides long. It is a transcript of the gene EPYC, whose product is annotated as epiphycan. Gene Ontology annotation, cellular component: extracellular matrix. Gene Ontology annotation, molecular function: protein binding. Gene Ontology annotation, biological process: articular cartilage development; bone development. The record is from RefSeq and is a predicted model, not a curated record. Lineage: Eukaryota; Metazoa; Chordata; Mammalia; Carnivora; Otariidae.
AUGGAUCCAAAUGAAGAUGUCAAGUCCAAGGUAGUCGGUAGAGCAUGUAAGAAUCUGCAGCUCAGAGUGAACGGUGAGGACGGGAGAUGUAAAGCUGGACAUGGAAAUAGUGGAGGGCACUCAAGGGAAAGGAUAAAUAGAGAAAAGAUGAAUCAUUGGACUAAAACCAGAGGCGCUCCAAAAUUUAAAGGCCAGGGAGAGAAAGAGGUGGCUGACAAAGGAACAGACAAGGCAAGCCAGUGGGUAAUAUACAGCUCCUCAGAUGCAGAAGAGAAGAAAGUUGGGAGUAGUAUUCAACUAAAGUUGAGGUUUUUCCAGGUAAGUAUGAUGGAAAACGAAAGAAAAAAAGAAGAAAGCAGAAAGUGCUUGAGAAGGUAUAAAUAUGAUAAUGGUGCUUCAAAUCUAAAGGAAAGGAGAGAUGUAAAGAUCAAAAUGUUGGCAAGACUCGUUCUGGGACUUGUCAUCUUCAAUGCUGCUGGGACUGCUCCAACUCUGGAACCCAUCAACUAUGACUCAGAAACAUACGAUGCCACUUUGGAGGACCUGGAUAAUUUAUACAACUAUGAAAACAUACCUAUUGGUCAAGCUGAGAUUGAAAUAGCCACAGUGAUGCCUUCUGGGAACAGAGAGCUCCUUACCCCACCCCCACCGCCAGAGGAAGCUGAAGAAGAGGAGGAGGAGGAGUCCACCCCCAGACUGAUCGAUGGCUCUUCUCCACAGGAGCCUGAAUUCACCGGGGUUCUGGGCCCACACACCAACGAAGACUUUCCAACCUGCCUUCUGUGUACGUGUAUAAGUACCACUGUAUACUGUGAUGACCAUGAACUUGAUGCUAUUCCUGCACUACCCAAGAACACUGCUUAUUUCUAUUCCCGCUUCAACAGAAUUAAAAAGAUCCACAAAAAUGAUUUUGCAAGCCUAAAUGAUUUAAGAAGGAUCGAUCUGACAUCAAAUCUAAUAUCUGAGAUUGAUGAGGAUGCAUUCAGAAAGCUGCCUCACCUCCGGGAGCUUGUCCUGCGUGACAAUAAAAUAAGGCAGCUUCCCGAACUGCCAAAUACUUUGACAUUUAUCGAUAUCAGCAACAAUAGGCUGGGAAAGAAAGGAAUAAAGCAAGAAGCAUUUAAAGAUAUGUAUGAUCUCCAUCACCUCUACCUCACGGAUAACAAUUUGGACCACAUCCCUCUGCCACUCCCAGAAAAUCUACGGGCCCUUCACCUUCAGAAUAACAACAUUUUGGAGAUGCAUGAAGAUACUUUCUGCAAUGUUAAAAAUUUGACUUAUAUUCGUAAGGCGCUAGAGGACAUUCGAUUGGAUGGAAACCCUAUCAAUCUCAGCAAAACUCCUCAAGCGUACAUGUGCCUACCUCGUUUGCCUAUUGGAAGUCUUGUCUAA